ACAUACGAGCUGUAGUUCAUCGUGUGCGCGGAUAAAUCAAAACUUCUUUUAUUGAAAAUGUAGUGCUCAAGUCGCUCGGUUUUUUCUCGCAACGUCUCAUACGUCAUCAAGGACCGACGAUUGGAUCGUCGCCCAGUCGUCCUGAAGGAGAGCGCUCAGAUGAAAAUGUGGGGCUACGUUGCUUUCUUUGUGAUCGUUGCCUUCACCGUAUUGAUCAUCGUCAUUCGGGUUGUAAUUAGAACCACGGUCUAUUACGACCACAUCCCGGAUCUGCGUGGCAAGACCAUCGUCAUCACAGGAGCAUCAAGCGGGCUCGGCCUCCAACUGAGUGAGGUUCUCGCAAAAAAUGGAGCGCGCGUCAUCUCUAUUCAUAGGUAUCUGGACGAUAUCAACUUCGUUCAACAGUUCGCCAGCGAGCUAGCCCGGACCGAGGAUCGCAUCGACUGCCUUGUAAAUAAUGCCGGUAUUCUCUGCGGAGAUGAUCUCAGCCCAGACGGCCUGGAUAAAAUGAUGGCCGUGAACUACGUCGGACAUUUCCUUUUGUCGAAGAUUCUGAUUCCCAAAAUGACAGCAACGCCCAACGGACUACGGAGAAUUGUGAACAUUACUUGUGGUGGCUUCACCACCGGCAAUUUGCACCUCCUCUUCGAUAUGCAACGUAAAGAGCUCGGCGAAGGUUCAUACAGUAUACGGGAAUGGUAUCGUUCCUCUAAGCUGGGCCUGUAUCUCAUGGCACGCGAGAUGAGCAGGAGAUUCAAGACGAACGAGCUCUGCUGCGUUUGCGUGGAUCCCGGACUGCUAUCGACAACGUUCUACAGUCAUCUACCCCAACCGCAGAAAUCUCUGUUGUGUUUGCUGGCCAUGCUGAUGUUCCGGUCUCCAGAAGAGGGCAUCCAGAGCGUUCUAUUCGCUUUGCUAGAUGAGAAAAUACGCACUUGCUCAGGGACGGUGAUAAAAGACUGCAAAGUUUACGAUCCUCAAGACGCCGAUUUUUUGCGGAGGACAAGGUCAGUCAACAUGUCCGAAAGAGUAUGGGAUGUCACCGAGCAACUGAUAGAUGAUAAGCUAGAUAAGGGGCUGCUCAAUGGAAUUUGGUCGGGACUCGACCACGCUACGCGAGGCGUCCCGGAGCACCUAAAGGGAGGCUCAUGA
Messenger RNA from Galendromus occidentalis (western predatory mite), 1152 nucleotides. Its product is annotated as retinol dehydrogenase 12. The transcript has 9 exons. NCBI's taxonomy places the organism in Eukaryota, Metazoa, Arthropoda, Arachnida, Mesostigmata, Phytoseiidae. Bases 160 to 1152 code for a protein of 330 amino acids. The record is from RefSeq and is a predicted model, not a curated record.